UUGACGCGCCACUUUGAUUUUCUUCAGUUUAUCUAUCUGAUAUUAACCAGAUAGGCAGCAUGCACUGGGAGAAAUCACAGCCAUCAGCCGUGGGCAGGUCCAGGCCAUACCAAGGUGUGCGAGUCAGGGAUCCUGUCAAAGAGCUGCUGAGGAGGAAGAGGAGCCUGGAACUUCACAGCACCAAGACACUGCCUCCUACUGGGGACAUGGUCUCACACAACAACCAGCUGUCAUUUACACAAGGUAUCUUUGGCUGUGAUGUUGCCAGCGGAUCCCCAGCCGAAGCGCCGACCACAGCUGCUGAUGGAGGGCUGCAGUGUGCGGGGUGGAAAGCGACCAGUCCUGGGCUGCAGGCCGCCGCCAUGUCCUGGUCGACGCCUGACUACAACCAGCAGGACCCCUCAGCUCAGACUCUGACCUACCCAGCCACUCCGACACUUACUAUGCAAACUCUGUGUCCCAGCUACACCAUGCUGACCUACACACACACACCACUGCUGACAAACUUUGGGACCAUACCAGUGGCACCAGCCCCAGCCUCCCUGCCUCAAGUGGAGCUCCAAGACUCAGGGUUGACCUAUCUUCCUUGGGCCCAGCCACUCACCACUAUAUCGACCAUGCCUAAUCACGGGGUGCAGUUUGCCCCGGGUUCUGGAGCGCUGCCUGGGUCGCCUCUGGUACACAUGCCGCUGUCCAUGUCGUUGACCGCCAUGAUCCCACAGCUGGAGCCCCAGGGUAUGGACCCUCAGCCCGAGAUCCUGGAGAUCCCCGAGCAUUCAGAGCAGCAAGCUCAAGGUCAGUCUCUGAACGAAGACCCGGAGGUUGAGGCGGAAUCACCAAACCUACUGGACAAACUUCUCGAGGAUCACAAAGAACAUGGUGAGGAGGAGGACAAAGACUCGUACAGAAGCUCCCUCUUCAUACCCAAUGUCUGAAGAACAUUUUUUUAAAUAUGAAAUCAGUAUUUUUACCUUUACAUUUCAUUUUUUUCCCUCUGGGGCAAGUGCCUAUUGGCCUUUUUGUGUAACUUGAUUACCACAGAUUCUGUAUAUUAUUAAGCCUUUGAGGUCUAACCUAUCUAACUUACCCAAACCAAGUGUUUUCUGUGAUUUGUAAGCAAAACUUGAAAUAGUUUCUCUUAGUUAUCGUGUUUUUUUGGUGUCCCUGUUGCAAAGACUUGUAAGAAAAACAAUGAAAAUCCAGAAAGCGAUUAUUCUGAAAGUAUACAGUAGAGUCAGGGUUCAGGUACGUGUUACCACACAUUAUGACCCAGACUUCACAGAACUAUUAAUUUCUUGGAUAAUUGGGAAUCACACGUCUAUAAUUAUCCAUGCUGGCUCAUACUUAAUAAUAAUAACAACAAUAAUAAUAAUAAUAAUAAUACAUUUUAUUUAUAGGCGCCUUUCAGACCCUCAAGGUCACCUUACAAAAACACGUGAGCAAUAGCAGCAUAUAUUAAACAUGGCAAAAUCAAAUUUAGAUAGAUAUAAAAUAAAUAAAUAGAUAUAAAAACUGAGCAAGGUAAAGACUCUUCUGGAUUAUUAUGACCUGAGUUUUAUUUUUGUAACUGCUCCUGACUUCCUGUUAUUACAUUUUCAUUAUGUUCAUUUGAUUUAUUAGAAAUUAGUUUAGUGUGCAGCAAUAAACAGAACCGAAAGACAAAUCAUUUCUUGCAUAGAGACUAGCGUAAUUCUAGUAGUCUGUUACCUACAGUGCAAAGGUCUUAAGCAAAGGCUUCAUAUCUUUAUAUCGUCAAUGGGAAAUGGGCACGGCGCAUUACAUACAUGUAAACACAGUAUAUUUGUACAAUGAGCUUAGAAGUCCAUAUUUGGUAUGACCACAGAGCCUUACCUGAAAUCACAGGCAAGUUUCAUGUGACUUUUAAAAGCCUCCUUCAAGUUUUUCUUUGGAUGUUGGACGCAGUGUUUUGCAGCUUGUAGUGAAAACCAUUGCAACAUUGUUCAAGAUGAACUUUAAAAAGUUACAAUUCUGUCUCCUUAGAUGCAAAAUCUAAAUAACGGAGUAGCUCAAGACGUUUGCACAGAAAUGCUAUAAAAUCCAUGUUUGUCUGUGUUUGAGAAACAGCUAAAGCACACUGUGAUUCAAUUUCAUAUGUAUAAAAGUCAGUCUUAAACAGAUGCCAUCUAGUGUUGUGUUUGCAGAAUGCAGUUCAGCAUUAUGUCACAGCUGAACAACCUUCUUGUUUUAUAUAAAGGGACCCUGUUGUUCUCAAAUCCAGCUCAUUUCCGAUUUGUGGACUUUGCUAGAUUUGCUUUGCAUGAACAAUUUUGGAUUUUUGGACACAUGUCUGAAAUGUGACAGCACAGAAGUUCAAGGCAGAAACAUCUGGAACCACUGAUCGAGGUUUUGGUGUGCUUUUGUCUUAACCUGUGUAAAUGCUUCUGCUUGUAGGUAAACAAUGAGCAAAGGUUUCAAAUAAAUGGAAUGCAAUAGAAAACAUUUCUCUCUGGAAAAUGAAACCACUGAAGUGUCAAAAGCUGCAGUUCAGCCUCCUGAAGCUGGCUGCAGCAGUCAGUGUGUAUCGACUGGUCCCGGUGUUACAGUGUCCACCUAAACAAGAUGAAUGAUCACCCCUCUCUGAUUUUUCACAUCAUAUCAACUUCACAA
Maylandia zebra (zebra mbuna) is the source of this 2628-nucleotide messenger RNA. RefSeq names its product POU class 2 homeobox associating factor 1 (gene pou2af1). Gene Ontology annotation, molecular function: POU domain binding; DNA binding. Lineage: Eukaryota; Metazoa; Chordata; Actinopteri; Cichliformes; Cichlidae. The record is from RefSeq and is a predicted model, not a curated record.